Aspergillus melleus is the source of this 802-nucleotide messenger RNA. RefSeq lists its product as uncharacterized. The record is from RefSeq and is a predicted model, not a curated record. Bases 8 to 802 code for a protein of 264 amino acids. The transcript has 2 exons. NCBI's taxonomy places the organism in Eukaryota, Fungi, Ascomycota, Eurotiomycetes, Eurotiales, Aspergillaceae.
GUGUGUCAUGCCCGUGCCAACAUGGGCGUGUACGUGUAGGCCAUUCUCAUGCUUUGCUCGCCGGUGUAUUUUGGUCUCCGACAUGCUCCAAGGCAAUCGUGAUACCUAUAAAAAAGGCACUACAUCCCACUGGAGAGCCGUAUUCAUGGCAAGAUUUGCUUCAUCUCAGCAGCACGUAGCUCCAGUUAUGUAUCACCACCAGGCCAAGCGCAAGCGCGGAUCCGAGUCGCCGCCGCCGCCGCCGCGAGGAAGGGACAAUGAUUUCCGGGCCCCACCGUCUCGAGCUCAACCAUUGCCAAAGUCGGCCAAUUCCCCCUCCAAGGAUGAGAAAACAGCGUCGACCGCAGAGCUGUUUAGGCCUUUAGCCGAGGAGCUGGAGCGGCUUGAUGAGACGGACCCCGUUCUGGCCGCACAGGCGGCGCGCCUCGUGGCCCUCUAUCGGCGCAUGUGGGAUUCCUACAUCUUGAAGCACGCUGAUAGCCAGCGGCUCGAGAAGGAGAAUCGCCGACUGGAGACCAAAAACGCGUCUCUCGAGAAGGAAAAGCGCGACCUCGAGGGUCGCUACGAGGAGCAGAGGACGCUCCUUACCCAUUUCCAGAAAUCGUUUGAAAGUGUUCAAGAUGGGAUCACUAGGAUUUGCGAUAGCUGGAAGGAUGCUCCGGCCGUGCUGCUGGAGAGCAGGGGUGAAGGUCGGCCGGUCGGAAACGACGGCCACGCCCCGGCUGAUUCUCCCUCUAUCACUCCAGCUGCCAAUCAAAAGGCCCCGGCUCCCGCCUCGGCCCCAGUUCCGACAAAAGCCUGA